Salvelinus fontinalis (brook trout) is the source of this 11751-nucleotide messenger RNA. Its product is annotated as POU domain, class 2, transcription factor 2-like. Gene Ontology annotation, molecular function: DNA-binding transcription factor activity, RNA polymerase II-specific; RNA polymerase II cis-regulatory region sequence-specific DNA binding. Lineage: Eukaryota; Metazoa; Chordata; Actinopteri; Salmoniformes; Salmonidae. The record is from RefSeq and is a predicted model, not a curated record. Gene Ontology annotation, biological process: regulation of transcription by RNA polymerase II. The coding region runs from base 1782 to 3818 and encodes 678 amino acids. Gene Ontology annotation, cellular component: nucleus. The transcript has 13 exons.
CCGCUUGGUGUUUCACCUUCAUUUCAGUACUGAUAUCACUGGUAAUAUACUGUGCAUUCAGACCCCUUGACUUUUUCAACAUUUUGUUUUUUCCCCCUCAUCAAUCUACACACACUACCCCAUAAUGACAAAGCAAAAACUGUUUUUUAGAAACGUUUGCAAAUAUAUUAAAAAUAAAUAACUGAAUAUCGGACCCUUUAGUCAGUACUCUCUCCCUCCCUCUCUCUCUCUCUCUCUCUCACGCUGUCUCUCGGUCUCUCUCUCUCUCCCUCUCUCUCUCUCUCACUCUGUCUCUCGGUCUCUCUAUCCAUCCCUCCCUCUCUCUCUGUCUCUCUCUCUCUGUAUUUCUCUGUCUCACUCUCUCUCUCUAUCUGUCUCUCUAUCUCUCUCUCUCACCUUUGGCAGCGAUUACAGCCUCGAGUCUUCUUGGGUAUGACACUACAAGCUUGGCACACCUGUAUUUGGAGAGUUUCUCCCAUUCUUCUCUGAAGAUCCUCUCAAGAUCUGUCAGGUUGGAUGGGGAGCGUCGCCGCAAAGCUAUUUUCAGGUCUCUCCAGAGAUGUUAAAUCGGGUUCAAGUCCGGGCUCUGGCUGGGCCACUCAAGGACAUUCAGAGACUUGUCCCAAAGCCACUCCUGCGUUGUCUCAGCUUUGUGCUUAGAGUCAUUGUCCUGUUGGAAGGUGAACCUUCGCUCCAGGCUGAGGUCCUGAGCGCUCGGGAGCAGGUUUUCAUCAAGGAUCUCUCUGUACUUUACUCUGUUAAUCUUUUCCUCAAUCCUGAUUAAUCUCCCAGUCACUGCCGCUGAAAAUCAUCCCCACAGCAUGGUGUUGCCACCACCAUGCUUCACUGUAGGGAUGGUGCCAGGUUUCCUCCAGACGUGACGCUUGGCAUUCAGGCCAAAGAGUUCAAUCUUGGUUUCAUCAGACCAGAGAAUCUUGUUUAUCAUGGUCUGAGAGUCUUUAGAUGCCUUUUGGCAAACUCCAAGCGGGCUGUCAUGUGCCUUUUACUGAGGAGUGGCUUCCGUCUGGCCACUCUACCAUAAAGGCCUGAUUGGUGGAGUGCUGCAGAGAUGGUUGUCCUUCUGGAAGGUUCUCCAAUCUCCACAGAGGAACUCUGGAGCUCUGUCAGAGAGACCAUUGGGUUCUUGGUCACCUCCCUGAUUAAGGUACCUUCUCUCCCUGAUUGCUCAGUUUGGCUGGGCGGCAAGCUCUAGGAAGAGUCUUGGUGGUUCCAAACUUCUUCCAUUUAAGAAUGAUGGAGACCACUGUCUUCUUGGGGACCUUCAAUGCUGCAUAAUUUUUGGGGGGUUUUGUGUAGAUUGAUGAGGGGAAAAGUACAUUUGAUCCAUUUUAGAAUAAGGCUGUAACGUAACAAAAUGUGAAAAAAGUCAAGGGGUCUGAAUACUUUCCGAAUGCGCUGUACCUCUAGGAAACAUAAUAAUUAGUGAGUCAUUUUCAAUGGUGACAAUCAUGAUCUGAGUAACACACAGAGUAGGUCUGACAAGUAAAGAUAACAAGUAGCCUAAUACCAAGCCACAAGCUUCAAUACAGCAGUGUGUUUCCCACAUCUGGUCCUGGAGACACCAAGGGAUGCACAUUUCUGUGUUACAAAAUACACUUGAUUCCACUUAUCAAAGGCUGGAUGAUGAGUUACUGAGUGGAAUGUUGUGUGUUGGGGUCCCCAGGACAGGAUUGGGAAACACUGCAGUCGUGUAUUCUUUUUUUAUGAUCAUUUAUGUUCAUCUGUACUGAUGGUUUUUGUCAUUUUAACAGCUUCAGCAGAUGAAAAUCAGUCCCUUUCACCUUUCUCCAACCCUCAGCAGCAACAAGAAUAAGAUGGAAGAGUGUGGUGAGAUGUCCCCGGGCCCUCCUCCCCACCACAGCCACGCCCCGUCACAGACGCCCCUCCCACACACACAGCUCAUGCUGACCGGCUCCCAACUGGCAGGGUUGACAGCUCUCUUGCCAGCGCAGCAGCAGUUGUUACUGCAGCAGGCUCAGGCUCAGCUUCUAGCUGCAGCUGUGCAGCAGUCUGUUCAGCAGUCCAAUGCAGCUCACGCAGCUCACGCAGCCCACGCAGCCCACGCAGCCGCCCAAGCCAAUCAGCAAGCUCAGGCAGCCGCAGCAGCCAAUCAACAUGCCCAGCAGCAGCAGGCGGGACAGACAGGGCAGCAGGGCCAAUCACAGCCCCAGGGACAGAGCACACAGGAACAGACAGGUCAACCUGUCCCUGUCCCGCCCACUCAUCCCCAGCUCACUCUCUCUCAGCCAAUUCAGCUCACCGCCCAGGACAUCCAGCAGUUGUUGCAGCUGCAGCAGUUGGUUCUGGUGCCAGGACACCACCUGCAGUCUCCUCAGUUCCUCCUCCAACAGCACCAAGGGCAGCAAGGACUGCUAUCAACACCAAAUCUGAUUCAGCUACCUCAGCAAAACCAAGGGAGCCUCCUGUCCGCUCCCACCAGGCUGGGGCUCCAAGCACAGAGAGAUAAGGCUAUGGAGGGCAGUGGGGUCAUGACCUCUGUGUCCUCUGUGACCUCUCACCCUGAGGAGCCCAGUGACCUGGAGGAACUGGAGGUGUUCGCCCGCACCUUCAAACAGAGACGCAUCAAACUGGGCUUUACACAGGGUGACGUGGGAAUGGCCAUGGGGAAGCUAUAUGGGAAUGAUUUCAGCCAGACCACCAUCUCUCGCUUCGAGGCCCUCAACCUGAGCUUUAAGAACAUGUGCAAACUCAAACCACUACUGGAGAAGUGGCUCAAUGAUGCAGAGACCAUGUCCACAGACAGUACUAUGCCCAGCCCCAGCUCUCUGUCCUCUUCCUCGAUGGGCUUCGAGGGCCUGCCGGGCCGACGCAGGAAGAAGAGAACCAGCAUCGAGACUAACGUCCGCGUGGCCCUGGAGAGAGCCUUCAUUACGCAGAACCAGAAGCCUACCUCAGAGGAGAUCCUGUGUAUCGCGGACCAGCUCAGCAUGGAGAAGGAGGUGAUCCGCGUGUGGUUCUGCAACCGCCGCCAGAAAGAGAAGCGUAUCAACCCCAACAGUGCCACCCCUCCCUUGCCCAGCCAGCUCCCCCAAGCCCCACCGACACACAAACCCCCCUGCUACAGCCCACACAUGAUGUCCAGUCAGCUGUCCAGUCAGCUGUCCAGUCAGCUGUCCCAGGCAGUGACCAGCCUCAGUACCACAUUGACCACAAUGUCAUCGUUCUCCCCACUGAUCCCCAGUGGUCCCACCCACUCAUCUCUCAGCUCCGCCUCCUCUCCAGUGACUCCUCCUCCACCUUGCAGUACAGCCAGCCCAGCCCCUCCCAGCCACAGCACACUGAGUCUCAACACAGGCUUAUGGCGUUUGGGUAAAAAGAAUGGUGACAUGUCUAACUACAUCACCGAUUUUGCUGCAAACUUGAGGAACAGUGUGAUGGGAGUAAACACAGGGAACCAGGCUCUGAACCAAGCUCUCCUCAGCAACAACACUCUGGCUACUAUACAAGCCCUAGCAGCCAGUGGUGGCCAGCUGCCCCUUUCCAGUCUUGAGGGGGGCAGUAAGGUGUUGCUGGGUGGUGCAGGGGGGCAGGGAGGGGGUCUCCAGUCCUCCUUUUUCCUCAACCACCCCGCUUUCCUCCACAUGGGCCAGAAUCCUGGUGCUGGAUUGGUCAGCGCUGCCGUAGCCAAAGCAUCCCAGCCCUCCCCUUUCCCCUUCACCAGUAGCAUAAGCCCCACCCCCUGCUCCCCCUCCCCUUGCUCCAGCCCCGCCUCUUCCUGCGACUACGAUGAAUUGGCGCACAGCCCAUCCUCAUUGGGAGGGGCUAAGAUUGAGUGACACAGCCAAGCGCCAAUCAGAGAGGAGGAGGAGAAAGGAGGAAACGACAACCUCGCCUUUCAACCAAAGCUAUCUCUUUUCUCACUCUCGCCCUACACUCUCUCUCUCCCCCCCAGUCUUUCGAUGCCAAAAAUACACAGAAUGAAAGAGAGGAGAGGGGGGGGAGUCAGAAGUGAAAAGGGGGAGAAGGGGGGAAAGAGGAAGAUUGAAACCAAAAAUCUUUAUCUAUCCAAAGUGAUGGAGGAGGCAUCGUGGGACUGUUUAGUCAAUACUGAGCGAUAUCGCACGUCUCCUUUCUGUCUCUCUUUCUUUCCUGGGAAAAUAAACCAAUGACAAAUAACAGGAGUAGAGAUGUGUGUCGAAUCGCGUGAACCAAAAAUGACAAAAAUAAACAUUACUGUGUGUUUUGGGGGAAUGGUGGCAAGGACAGAAAAAAGAAGUGGAUGAUUUUCUUUGAAAAGCUGCAGGUCUGAAAGAGGAGGAGAUGGGAGGAGGAUUUUAAACCAAAAAUGUGAAGAGGAACACACAAUGACAAAAAACAACAACCAUACCAAAAUCCCAGAAACCAAAAAUACGGAAGGAAAAGCUUUAUCCAAACGACUUGUACAUACUGAUCCUAUCCAGGACCAGGACUCUGACACACACACACACACACACACACACACACACACACACACACACACACACACACACACACACACACACACACACACACACACACACACACACACACACACACACACACACACACACACACACACACACACACACACACACACACACACACACACACACACACGAUAUCCACAGCCGAUCACAUUCAUCCAUCCUUCUGAUUAGUCAUCCACCCAUCAUGUCUGUCAUAGUCUGUCACUCACAUUCACUGCAAUUAUGUUGUUUCUGUUCGAAUAUUUUAGAUUGAUAUAAAUGGUUGAUACUGAACGAGCCAAGCUUACAGGUGUGUAGUUUGUGUUUUCCUACCACUGCUUCUUUAAGUAUCGUAUCCUAUCUCCCCCUUGCUUUCCAAUAUUUGGAGUCUGUCAUCGUCAUCAAUAUCAUAAUCUUGUGCCAUUUACUUCAUGUUGUCAGAGAUAAUAAGAGACAAGAGGGAACAAGAGAUCCGGCUUAGUGUAGCAGUUUCCAGCCUUGAUAAAAAACCUCUCUCUCUCUCGCUGUAAUUACUUAACAAAAUGACUCACUUGAUGAAAUAAUAUUAGACUUAGACUCAAUGUAGUCCUUGUGAAUGGCCAAUCCACCAUGAUGACAGUAUGAAAUUGAGCAUGAUUGGAGAUUUAAACUAGUAACCUUUUGAGGCAAGAAUAAGUAAAUUAAUAAAAAAUGUUAGUUUAGUCAUGGACAGGUCUGUCUGACCUUGUCAAUGAGCCAUCUGUCUCGACACGCAGUAGAGAAACAGAGAUCAAAACCUGUUUAAUGUUUAAUAUAGGUUGUUUUUAUUGUUCAUCCCUCCAUCCAUCCCAUUUUCACUGUCAUUUUCCACCCAAAUUAUGGAAAAUUAUUACACGUUUAAACCAAAGCAUUUGUUACUUUUCAGAGGAGUCAGCCAUGACAUUAACACUCACAUGGGGACACACCCUAGCCCUCCCGCUGAACCCCCCUAGUUGACCCCUUCCAUCUCCUUAUGCCCGAGAGGGUCACUUCAAAAGGACAGAACCCUCACCCAACAUAAAAGGGGUGCAUACGGGGAGGGGAUCGGAUGGUGCGAUGGGAUCAAACAUACAGAAAGAGGGGAUGUCAAGUUUUUGUAAGAGGAUACCAAAAAUACAAACCAAAAACGUCAGAAACAAACCAAAAAGAAACACAACCAAAUAUGGAUGGGGGGAUGAGGGGAGGAGGACAAGGUUUUUACAGACUGGAGAUGACACCUCUGUCUGUUAUCCAACUAACUGCCCUCUCUAAACUGUGAUGGACAGAUGUAUGGAUAGAUUGAUGGAUAGAUAGGACAGAUUUCCUCCCUCCCCCCUGCCUUUCUUUCACUCCAAACUCAGCUCUUCUUCUCUGGUCCUGGAUGGAGAAAUCUCUAAUGACCUCAUUGAACUGAAUCUUCUAAGUCAGUUUUUUACAUGUUUCUGUUUGUUGGUUUAUUUACUAUUUGAUUUAUUUGCUGUGUCUCUUGAUGCUGUUUAUGUGUUGUUCUUUACUCAUUUGGGAAAAUAACGUAUUCACUUGCUACAACAGCUCCUUACUUUUUUCCUAGUUGUUCUAGAGAUUUUAUCAGGUGGUUGGAAAAAUACUGUGAAAAUUUUGCUUCCAGAUUUUUAUUAGAUAAAAAAAAAUUACUGUCUUGGCAGAAAAAAGACACAGAAAAAGUCCAAAACAAGUUGAAAAGCAAAACGUGCAAACCAAACACCAAAUACCAAACCAAACCAAACACCAAAUACCAAACCAAACCAAACACCAAAUACCAAACCAAACCAAACACCAAAUACCAAACCAAACCAAACACCAAACCAAACACCAAAUACCAAACCAAACCAAAAAGGCAGGAAGAAACUAGAGAUGGUCCAACUGCCGUCCCUGCCGUUGCAUUAGGGCUCACACUUAUGAUUGUGUCAAUUUAUCUGAAGUGUGUGCGUAUGUACGUUGUGUGAGGGUGUGAUAUUGUGUGUGUGUGUGUGUGUGUGUGUGUGUGUGUGUGUGUGUGUGUGUGUGUGUGUGUGUGUGUGUGUGUGUGUGUGUGUGUGUGUGUGUGUGUGUGUACACGCGUUAUAGAAAGAAUUCAGUGGAGUUUACAAAGAUGUCCUCUCUUGCACGUUUACCCCCGUUAUCACAAACACACAAACACACUCGUACUUUACACACACACAUACACAUACACACACACUUUUACACACACUUUUACACACACUUUUACACACACACACACACACACACACACACACACACACACACACACACACACACACACACACACACACACACACACACACACACACUAACUGUACACACACACACACACACACACACACACACACACACACACACACACACACACACACACACACACACACACACACUUACUGUACACACACACACUCACACACACACACACACACACACACACACACACACACACACACAUACACACUCACACACACACACACACACAUACACACUCACACACACACACACACAUAUACACUUCAGCAAAAAUGUACAGUAGAGUUUAAAAUGCAUCCAAAGAGUAUUUGGUUUGACACAGAAAUACAGUUGUCAAAUGAGAAUCCUUAAUGAACUAAUCUAUUUUAGAUGUGGGGGUUCUAACCACGAGGUGAAACCUUUCCUCAACAUUAACUCUUAGACGGAAUGUAUCUGUUAGUGCUUCUAUAGAUUUUGUAGAAAAAAAGAUCUAUGUCCUAAUGCUUACUUAUUGCUAAUGUAUUGAAAAACAUACAAAAAAUAUCUUAAAAAACAUUGAUGAUAAUGACUUGAUUUUAGACCAAAAAUGUUACUCUCUCUUGAUAUAUAUUUGGUUUAUUUUUCUUUGUCGAAUCAUUUAGGACUUUUGAUUGAUUGUACUAUUUAUUCAUUUUAAGUUUGAUUGAUUUAAGCUUAUAUUGAUUUCUUCUAACUAUUUAUUUGUUAUUUAUUUAUUCUAGAGUCUUUUUACAGGGGAUAUAUUUUGGGGUAUAUACAGUGGGGCAAAAAAGUAUUUAGUCAGCCACCAAUUGUGCAAGUUCUCCCACUUAAAAAGAUGAGAGAGGCCUGUAAUUUUCAUCAUAGGUACACUUCAACUAUGACAGACAAAAUGAAUUUAGAAUAUAUAUUACGGGGCUGUGACCAAAAAUCCUGCUGAAGUACCUUCUCACCUCUUCAAACCAGAUACAUGCAACCACAGGUCUCACGGGGCCUAGGAGAACAUGGUCAUGUUUGGCCACAGACUCACUGCGACUACUCUUAAAGCUCUUAACGGGGUGGGGGUGAGCUCACUGAGACUCUUUUCAAACGGAUGGGGUGAGCUUACAGGGGCCAGCACUGUGUCUACUUCAGUACGACCACCUAACAGCGUUUUCUCAGGCAUUGCAGGGCAGGGAAACGUCAUGGGAAUAGGAACGUCAGCUUCAUAUUGAUGUAAAUUUGAGCAAUUCAAUGUUUUCAGGUGUUGAAUGCUGUCUUUCCUAAAUAUGGGGUUAAUUGUCCUAAUGGUAAUGAUAUUACUAGUGAUGUCCUUAUUGUAUUAUUGAUGAGUAAUGACUGGUGAGAUGAGAGGGACAGAGCAUCUGGGUGUUUCUGGCUUUAUGUGCUGUCUUGUGAUGUUGUGUUUAGUUGAAGUGGGGAUAGGGAGCCUCAGUAGGGUUCUACAGCCUUACUACAGUCCACGAUUGUUACUGGAGACCCACACCCAGGUGGGAUCAAACCAGUCAUGAGUGAAACUUUUAAAACAUUGUAAUAAUAAAUCUCAAAGCUUUAGAACUGGAGUUUGUUCCCAUUACGAUGUAUACCAUAUACUUUGGACGGAUCAGGUUAGAGUGAUUUAUAUCCCGGAUGUACAUGUAGUCAAUGCUGCCUAUAAGCUAGUAUAUUGUAUGUUUGAAUAUAGCCCAACGGUUCUGGAAGAGAGCUCUGCUGACAGGGAUGGUCAGGCAGGCAGAUUGUUCUUAAAGAUACAGUGCUGUUCCCUCACAACCUCUCCUCUCCUCAGGAGAAAAACACUGAAAGCUUUAAACAGCUACCAAACCAAAAAACUAGUUAGAAGAUGCAUUGACUGGGGCAAAGGAACAUGACAGAGGGACUGUUUCUUUCUGUUUUUACUUUUCUUAAUGUUGUUAGAUUUUGUUUUCCACAUCUACUGUAGGAUGUUAAAGAGAGAUAUACCUCAUAUACUCUGAUGAUAAACCAAAUAGAUGAAAGCUUUUUUUUUAAAGCGGGGUUCGUGUGGGGAUCGGGGUGUGGGGUGGGACUGUGUGUACGUGUGUGUGUGAGUGUGACUAUGGAUGGCCAGAGCGAGGCUUGGGUCCGGCAUAGUUCAAAGGUAAAUAAUGGGGUCAGAGGUCACAUUUCCUGUGCCCCGUCCUAAUCAGGAGACAUUUUGGGUAUCAAGUUGUAUGCCAGCCCUCUCGCUGUGGUUCCCAGUCCACUCCCCCACACACCUCCCUCUCCGUCUGGUCUGAAGAACAACCCCCCGCUCUGUACAGCCCUCUCUCCAUCCCCCUCUCCCCUUCUGCUCCCUCCCUGCUGAAACAAAACACUCUCCAAGUAUAGGUUUUCCAUAGGCACAGAUCUAGGAUCAGCUUACCUUCCUCCAAAUCCUAAUCUUAACCAUUGAGGGCACAUAACACUGGCCUUAGAUCAGUGUCUAUGGAGCAACUUUGUCCUACUCCUUAAAGCUUUAUUACAGGGGCUAGCCUCUGGGUACCCAGCGUCUUUAGGUUAUUGACUGGAUGUUGUGUCCGUCAGAGAUGUGUGUGGCAGUGAGCGCAGAGAGGUAGGUGACUGGGGAAGGGCUGAGACUGUGGUUGCUAGGUGACGCAUGCAGACACUACCCCAAGGUGGAAGUCCCUAUUUCUCCCUUGCUCUUUCCUUCUAUAAUGAGGUGUAGAUCAGUGUAGGUCCUCUACAUCCUGGUAGGAUGCUUCUGUGGAUCUCAGGGUCUUAGGGAUCACAUGUAAAGUGUAGGUCCUUUCAAUAGGGUUACCCCCCCAAGAGAAUGAUACCAAAGUUUAUGCCCCACUGUUGGAUACGGCACCAUGCACUCACUCCCUAAAACCCUGCUGUUUACCAGUGUCUGCACUGUUGGAGCUAGGAACAUAAGCAUUUCGCUACACCCGCGAUAACAUCUGCAAAAUAUGUUUAUGCAACCAAUAAAAUGUGAUUUGUCCAUUUAGAGACUACACCUCUCCUAUAGACUGAGUAGUCACCUGGCCAUAGGCACAGGCACAGAUCUAGGAUCUGUUAACCUUUCCCUAAUCAUAACUAUUAGUGGAGGCAGAACACAAAACUGACCUUAGAUCAGCACCUAGAGGCAACAAAUCCUACUCCCUCUACUAUAGCCUGGGUCAACAUUAUCACAGCAGAGUUUAGUCUGGAAGAACAUCUCUCCAGACUUUUUUGGCAUUAAACAUUUCGUACAUUUGUACAUUCUGAACAUCACAACAUUGAUUCAGUUCAUGGAUUAAUUCCUUGUAGUCUCAGCGAAGCACCUCAGGAACUGUGUCAAACGUGAAACAAAGGAAACUGUGAAAUGUAGGAAUCGAUAUUGCAACUUGGACUCAGGCAUAGACGUAACAUAGUAAAAAUACAUCUGGGACAAUGAAAUUAGUAUGAUAUGUUACAUUUGGUAUGAGACCAAGCUGGAAUUUAUUUAAAUUGGAGCAGAACAGGCAAUGAUUAACAGUUUACUGAUAGAUGACAGAACAUAGUGUAGAUGUCAAGGCAGGAGAAAGCAAAGGGUGACAUAAAGACAAUAGCAACGAAAACAAGAAAGAGGAUGACUGAUAUUCCUCAAACCUACUCACUUCCACACUCCCUCUCGUUUAUCUUUUCUUCUGUCUUCAUUCUCUCUCUUGUACAAUACAGCUUCAGUCCAAAGUUCCUUAAGCAAGACAGCAAAGUCCGAUCGUACAGAAUAAAACCAAAGAGUUCGACAUUCCUCCUCUCUUUCACAGACAGCCACUGCAUCCCUCUUUCUUUGUCUCCUUUUUGUCUAUUCAUCUCUUUUCUGCUUCAAUCCCGUCACCUAGUAAUCCAGUUUCUGACCUCAGCUAUCCUAAGGGAAAUAUCAAAGAUUAUAAUAAUAAUGAUGAUUAAGAUAAUGAUGAUAAAAAUGUAUAUUUUUAAUUAUUUGUCAUUUGAAAAUUACAUUAAGCUUCUCGUAAAUAUGAUGAUGAUGACGAUGAAGACGAUGAUGUUAAUGAAGACGAUAAUGACGUUUCUCUUGGUAUCUCUGUAGUUGUUCUGAUCCUUUUUGAGUUUUGUCCUUUUCGCUCGUGCUGCCAGAGUAAUUAUGAUGAUCCCAUGAUCCUCUUUGAUUUUGUUGUCCCUGUCCUUUUAGUUUUGUCAGUCUCUUACCACUGUCUGUCUAUCUGUCUGUAUUCCAUGUCGCUCUCUGUGUUUGUUGGGCAGAGGGAAAAGCUACAUGUUACAACCGAAAAUAUGAUGUGUAUGUGAGAGAAUUCUGUACGAGUCGUUAAGUAGAGUUUUUCCAGGGAAUUACAGACCUCUUUGGAAGUGAUUGUAUCUGAUGGUGGUUUGGGGGGAGGGGUUAAUAAACGGAGUGAGGAGGGAAAACGGUCAUAACUGCUAUAACUGUUCUGUGGAAAUAAGACCCCAAGGUGUGUGUGUGUGUGUGUGUGUGUGUGUGUGUGUGUGUGUGUGUGUGUGUGUGUGUGUGUGUGUGUGUGUGUGUGUGUGUGUGUGUGUGUGUGUGUGUGUGUGUGGGUGUGUGUGUGUGUGUGUGUGUGUGUGUGUGUGUGUGUGUGUGUGUGUGUGUGUGUGUGUGUGUGUGUGUGUGCACACCUCAAAAUGUCUAAUCUAAUCUGUUAGAUAAGCAACAGGUUUGUAAACAUUGGCUUGAUUGGGGAUUUACUGUUAGUAAACAUGUAGUUAAUUUCCCUCUGUCCGACCAUCAACCUUUGUUGUCUGUUUCCCUAUCUGUUCUAGUGUGUGUGUGUGUGUGUGUGUGUGUGUGUGUGUGUGUGUGUGUGUGUGUUCAUCCUGCCUCCCAUAAUUUGUUCUACCAUCCUGUAUCAUACAUCAUGUGAGCAGUCCUUCUCUUUUCUCUCCCUUCUCUCUGACUCUCCCUCCCUUCUUCCUUGUGGUAGCAACUUAGCCUUUUACUGUGUUUAUCUUUAAAACAAAAACAAAAAACAAGAAAAAUAUCUCUGCUUGUUCUUAGUACAGUGUUGUUCAUUUAAAGUCAUUUUUGUAACUGAAAGUGUUUCAUUCAUUCAAAUAAAAACAGGAGACAAAAACUGUA